Molecule: messenger RNA, 1470 nt
Organism: Ostreobium quekettii
Lineage: Eukaryota; Viridiplantae; Chlorophyta; Ulvophyceae; Bryopsidales; Ostreobiaceae
Source: the annotation of a GenBank genome assembly
AUGGAGGGGGAGGCAGACACCGUGCAGGACCUGGUGGUGGUUGGCGCCGGGCCCCACGCGCUCACCUUUCUGUGUUUUCUGUUAGAGCAGGAGCCCAUGGGCGCCGCCCUGGUGGACGCCCACCGCGCCGUCAUCCGCAGCCGGCUGAGCGACCGCGAGCUGCGGGCGAUCAUCGACCGCCGGAGGCGGGCGGGGGCAUCGACGAGGGGAUCGGCGCGGCCGAAGUUGAAGGUGGUGGACCGCCACGGAGGGGAGGGGUGGAUGCGGAACUGGAGGAGGCAGUUCGACGUGCUGAGGAUCGAAAACCUGCGGUCCAACGCCGGGCUGCACCCGGACCCGGUGGACCCGGAGAUGCUGUUCGAGUACGCGAGGGCGCUGGGGCUGUCGAUGGAGGAGGGCUUCGCGCCCAUCACGGGAGUACCCAGGAGCAGGGAGUUCCACGGGCCGUUCCAGGUGCCCACCGCCGCGCUGUUCGCCCGAUUUUGUGACUUUCUGGUGCAGGCGUACCGAUUGGGGGGCGCCCUGGUGGAGGGGGAGGUGGUGGCCAUAGAACAGGUCGAGCUCCGGGAAGGGGGAGGGGAGGACGGGGGGGAUGGCGUUUGCAAUGGUUUCUGCGUCACCCUGGCCAAUGGCACGAUAUUGAAGUCUAGGAUUGUGGUUGCAUCUGUGGGACACGCGAACUUGCGCAAUUUCCCGGACUGGAUCGAUCCAGACAGCGCUCCCGCUGGCAGGAUCAGUCACGCUUGGGAUUUUGUGCACAUUGAGAGGGUCGAAAAACAGAGGUACGGCGGCGAGGUGAUCUUGAUCAUUGGAGGCGGCCAGACGAGCGUGCAGUUGGCGGCCCUCGCCGUCGACCUGGGGGCCAAGAUGGUCGUGCUGCUUGUGAGGAGUGAGCUCAAGGUCAGGCAGUUCGACAGUGACCUGUUGUGGACUGGCCGGUUGCGGUCUGAGAGGCUGAGGGCAUUCUUCAAGGAGGCGCAUAUGGAUGCUCGCCUGGGCAUGAUUGAAGAGGCCAGGCAGGGUGGGACAAUAACGCCCGAGGGAAAGGCAACCCUGGAGUGUCUGGAGGCCCAGGGUCGGUGCCGGGUGAUGGAGGGGGUGGAGGGAUGGGACGCGCAGUGGGUUCCUGAGAAGGGUAGCUUUGACGUGCUACUGAGCGACGAUACUGAGAUGGUGGCUGACCGAAUAUGGGCAGCCACUGGGAGCCGCAUGGACGUGGUGGAGGAAGGCAUCUUUGACCCCAUGAUGACCUCAAGCCCUAUAUCGACUGUGGGUGGCUACCCAGUGUUGCAGCCCGACCUUAGAUGGAAUCCAGGCGUCAAUAUGUAUGUGAUUGGCGCUUACUCUGCGCUGGCAGUGGGCCCAGAUGCGGUGAACCUGUCAGGUGCACGGCGGGCAGGUUUCAAAGUGGCUAAAAGCAUUAAGGAAUGCUGGUCAAGGACCCCGCAGCAGCAUGAACUGUGCACCUGA